AUGGGGACCGGUGGUCCCCCAGGCGCAGACAGCUCCCCAGGGAUCCGGGGCCUGCAUGGCCCCAUGGCCAUGUUGACAGCAGCACCGCGACCAAAGGUCCCUUUUGUGCCCCUGUUAUCUCGCCUCAGGCAUCACGUGGCUGUUUGCUCCGCUGCUUUGGAGAUGGCUCUGCCCCCACCCAGCCCAUGGGGUUUUCACCCCCCAGAGCUGCGGCACGUGUCAGGCGCGGACUGCGCCCCGGGCAGCGCGGACCGUGCCGCCACCGGAGCCCGGCCGCCCUCUGCUCCCUGCCCGCGCCCGCGGGGGCGGCCGGGGAGGCCGCGCAGCGACCGCAGCCGUGCCGGCGAGCCUGGCACCGGAGCCGCCGCUGCCCCGGGGCAGCCGGGGCUGCGGGACAGCCCGUCCCGCUGCUCAGCCCAGCUCCGGCUCCGUGUCCCCAGGUUUCGGGGCACGCGAGACGAAGACACCUCGCAGGCUCCCCCCUCUGAAGCUGCGCUGCCCCUGCUGUGUUGGCUGGCGCUCGGCGACCUUUGA
Motacilla alba alba is the source of this 534-nucleotide messenger RNA. RefSeq names its product cuticle collagen 2C-like. NCBI's taxonomy places the organism in Eukaryota, Metazoa, Chordata, Aves, Passeriformes, Motacillidae. The transcript has a single exon. The record is from RefSeq and is a predicted model, not a curated record. Bases 1 to 534 code for a protein of 177 amino acids.